GACGGAGGCCGCAGCUCAGGGAAAGUGAGGCUGCAGUAGUGGUGGUCGGAAGAUGUCGGGCGAAGACGAGCAGCAGGAGCAAACUAUCGCCGAGGACCUGGUCGUGACCAAGUAUAAGAUGGGGGGCGACAUCGCCAACCGGGUACUUCGAUCUUUGGUGGAAGCUUCCAGCUCAGGUGUGUCAGUACUGAGCCUGUGUGAGAAAGGUGAUGCCAUGAUUAUGGAAGAGACUGGGAAAAUCUUCAAGAAAGAAAAGGAAAUGAAGAAAGGUAUUGCCUUUCCUACCAGCAUUUCGGUAAAUAACUGUGUGUGCCACUUCUCCCCUUUGAAGAGUGACCAGGACUACAUACUCAAGGAAGGUGACUUGGUAAAAAUUGACCUUGGGGUCCAUGUGGAUGGCUUCAUUGCUAAUGUGGCUCACACUUUUGUGAUUGGUGUAGUUCAGGGGACCCAGGUCACAGGUCGUAAAGCAGAUGUCAUUAAGGCAGCUCAUCUUUGUGCCGAAGCUGCCUUACGACUGGUCAAGCCUGGAAACCAGAACACACAAGUGACAGAAGCCUGGAACAAAGUUGCUCACUCAUUUAAUUGCACGCCAAUAGAAGGUAUGCUCUCACACCAACUGAAGCAGCAUGUGAUCGAUGGAGAGAAAACCAUUAUCCAGAAUCCUACAGACCAGCAGAAGAAGGACCAUGAAAAGGCUGAAUUUGAGGUACAUGAAGUUUAUGCUGUGGAUGUCCUCGUGAGCUCAGGAGAAGGCAAGGCCAAAGAUGCAGGACAGAGAACCACCAUUUACAAGCGAGACCCCUCUAAACAAUACGGCCUGAAAAUGAAAACUUCACGUGCCUUUUUCAGUGAGGUGGAGAGACGUUUUGAUGCCAUGCCGUUUACUUUAAGAGCAUUUGAAGAUGAGAAGAAGGCUCGAAUGGGUGUGGUAGAGUGUGCCAAACAUGAGUUACUACAGCCAUUUAAUGUUCUCUAUGAGAAGGAGGGUGAAUUUGUUGCCCAGUUUAAAUUUACAGUCCUCCUCAUGCCCAAUGGCCCCAUGAGGAUAACCAGUGGUCCCUUUGAGCCUGAACUCUACAAGUCUGAGAUGGAAGUCCAGGAUGCAGAGCUAAAGGCUCUUCUCCAGAGUUCUGCAAGUCGAAAAACCCAGAAAAAGAAGAAAAAGAAGGCCUCCAAGACCGCAGAAAACGCCACCAGCGGGGAGACGUUGGAAGAGAAUGAAGCCGGGGACUGAGGUGGCCCUGACCCCAGCUCGUCACUCCUGCCUCAUCCCCUCCCACCGCACCCCAGGCUCUGAAGUGCAGUCGUCUUCUCCACCCGAGACCACCAGCAGAGUGGGGUCUUCUGCCCUCAUCCCAGCCCCCACCCACUCACUCACCCACUCUUUCCAACGAAAAGCCAGCUCCAACUGACUCUGGUCUUGGGAGGCCAGGCUUCCCGAAAGCCACUGAAGACUACUUUCAGUAGAAAAAGAAAUUGAAUAAUAAAAUCAGGAGUCAAAUC
Molecule: messenger RNA, 1506 nt
Organism: Peromyscus maniculatus bairdii (prairie deer mouse)
Lineage: Eukaryota; Metazoa; Chordata; Mammalia; Rodentia; Cricetidae
Gene: Pa2g4
Product: proliferation-associated 2G4
Source: RefSeq, a predicted model, not a curated record